Messenger RNA from Brassica napus (rape), 1303 nucleotides. RefSeq lists its product as uncharacterized. The record is from RefSeq and is a predicted model, not a curated record. The transcript is spliced from 2 exons. The coding region runs from base 100 to 612 and encodes 170 amino acids. Lineage: Eukaryota; Viridiplantae; Streptophyta; Magnoliopsida; Brassicales; Brassicaceae.
GGACAAAUUGACCAUUUCCUCUACUUAAAUACAUCCUCUUCAUACACACAUGCUUAUUUCAUUUAUUAAGCAAAGUAAACAUAUUAAGAAAUUUAAGAUAUGGAGAGUUUCCUCAUCUUACGUUGCUUCUUCUUAUUCUUCUUCUUUGCCUUCUUCAACGGAGAAUUCGUAGCUGCAGAAAAGUUUUGGAGCAGAAUAGAGAUGGCUGAGAUGAAUGGCUACGGGGAACACAAACUCUCCUCUGUGGUUAUCACCGGUUCUCUUCUUUGCAACUCCCCUGUUUCAGGUGCCACUGUGGCCAUCAAGUGCCACACUGGUCUCAAAAAGAGAUCAAACUGGAUAAAAGCUGUUACUGAUGACUUUGGUGAAUUUAUUAUCCAUCUCCCUUCUCAUCUUCAUGCAAUUCCACACCUCGAAAAGGCAUGUUUCGUCAAACCAGUACAUGUUCCUAAGCACUAUCGAAGAUGCUACAAGACUUUUUCCAAGUCGAAUAUACACAAAGGCAUCAAACUUGUCUCGUCCAGUAACGGCUUCCGCGUCUACACCUCAGGAACGAUCAGGUUACAUGGACACAGUUCAAGAUUAUCCCAAGUUCGUAAAGCCGACAUGUAAACACACAAGAUAUAAUGAGAAACAACAUAUAACUUGUGAAAAAGCAUGUGUUACUUUUUAUGGUUCUCACUUGGUUAGCUGGCGCUUAAGUCACAUAACUAAGUUUGAGUCUCUCUCUCUCUACAUUGUUCAUCAUAUUCACAGUGUACAAACGUAAACCUACCUUUCAAUACCCUUUUUUUUGUUUCAACCUAUCUUCUAUACUUCUGGUACAACAUCAUACAUCAAUAUGGUCACUUACACAUUUGCAUGCAUCUUUUUUUUGAAAAAGGGUUAAAAAUUUAGAUCAUUUCUCAACUUAUGCGUGUCAUCCUUCCGCAUGGACAGGGGCAGACCCGUUUGAAAGGUUGUGGGAUCAACUAACACCACAAAAUAGUAUAAAUAUCAGUUUGUAAGCUAUUGUUUGUUAAUCAAUUGUGGCUCAGUGGUAGGAAAGUGCAGUAUUGAACCCACAUAUAUUGGGUUUGAUCCUACCAAUGACCCUUCAAAAUAUCUUUUUUCAAAUUACACAAUUUUAUUUAUAUUGUGACUCCAUAUAAAUUUACUGCUAAGUCCGCCACUGCGCAGGGGUCAUGCUAAUGUUAUCUAUAUCGUUCCAGUUUCAUCGGAUGUCGCUUUCGGGGAUAUUUGCAUGCAUAUAAUCAGAUGAAAAUGUUUAGAGUGUGUAUCUACUUGCCAAAAAAGUGACAAU